ACAGACGUGGAAGCACGUUGUGGAUUUCUUGUGAAGUUGUCAACAUCAUGGGAAAACUAAAUGUCACUGUGCUCCGUUACUUAUCGAAGGAAGACUUCAGAGUUCUAACUUCGGUUGAAAUGGGAAUGAAAAACCAUGAGUUGGUUCCUUCUCCUCUUGUGGCGUCUAUAGCACAUCUUCAUGGAGGAGGGUGUCACAAAGUUCUGAGAGAGCUCAACAAACACAGACUUGUGGCCUAUGAGCGCAGUGGAAAAAGAUUCGAGGGAUAUAGGCUCACUGUGUCUGGUUAUGACUACCUCGCACUGAAAGCUCUAGCCAGUCGAGAUGUGAUCUACUCACUAGGAAACCAGAUAGGAGUGGGUAAAGAGUCAGAUAUUUACAUAAUAGCAGAUGCAGAGGAUCAUCAAUAUGCAUUGAAACUUCACAGAUUAGGGAGAACAUCGUUUAGACAGCUUAAAAACAAGAGAGACUACCAUAAACACAGGAACAAUGUGUCCUGGUUGUAUCUGUCCCGUCUGGCUGCAAUGAAGGAGUAUGCUUAUAUGAAGGCACUCUAUGAUAGAAAGUUCCCUGUUCCUAAACCAGUGGACUUUAACAGACAUGCAGUUGUUAUGGAACUCCUCAGUGGUUACCCUAUGUGCAAUGUGAAGAGUGUGGCUGAUCCAUCGCAGGUCUACCACGACUGUAUGGAGUUGAUAGUGAGGCUUGGAAACUGUGGAGUGAUCCACGGCGACUUCAACGAGUUCAAUCUGAUGAUCGAUGACGAGGGGAACGUAACCAUGAUCGACUUUCCUCAGAUGGUCUCCACAUCUCACUAUAACGCUGAAUGGUAUUUCGACAGAGAUGUUACAUGUAUAAGGGACUUUUUUGCCAGAAGAUUCAACUAUGAAAGUGAACUUUAUCCAAAGUUUUCUGACCUAAGAAGGGACGAUGACUUGGAUGUGGAAGUUUCAGCUAGUGGGUUUACAAAAGAAAUGGCUGACACUUUCGAUGAAGCUGCUGAAGAAUUUAACAUCAGAGGUGGUCCUGGAAAUCCCAAAACUGAUGAACCUGAAGAGGAACCCAAUGAAGAGACUGAGGAUGAGGAGGAUGAGGAUAAUGAUAGUGUUGAGGAAGGAAAGGAGGAAGAGUCUGUAGAGGUGACUCCAUCUCCUCCUCCAGUGGAGGACAGACUGAGUCCUCCAUUAAAUGAAACAUCAACAGAGAAUGAAAAACAGAGAGAUUUAGCCACUGGACUAGACAGGGCUGUUGAAGCAAGUAAUACUGUGAGUGAAAAGGAUGAGGGCAGUGAUGGUAGUGAGGAAGAUUUGGAGGAUCUCCAUAACCAAAAUAGAACUCUAAGGCCAUUCAGAAACGAGGAGAGUCUUGCACACACAAACUUACACAGGAGGAAGCAUUUGGACAGUACAAGCCUUAGUGUGACCAGUACAACAUCUAGUAUGGAUCCCAGACUUAUUAAGGAAAAAGUGAAGCGACAAAUGAAGAAGAAGGCUGCAGUCCAGGAAUCUAGGAGGAUACGAAAAAGUGGAGAGUCUGCUAUCAUCACCAAGAAAAAGAGGGAAAUAUCUCAGGAUAUAAAGCAAAGUGUUGAUUCUGACUGGUUUUAGUUUGAAAAAAUUGUUACCUUAUACAAGUUGAUCAUUAUAAAAGCAAGCUGAAAAUAAAGUUCAAGAUUUUUUGAAAUUAAGAUGUUUCAAAAAGGGUUCAAUUUCUAGAAGGAAAGAUGUUUUAAAAAAUCUUAAGAGUAUAGAGGAUAUAUUUAUGAAAUUGCAUGGUGUCCAGUUUAAUUCUUCAUUAUGCAUACCUCAGUAUAGAAUGUUAAUAACAAUGUUAUUUUGUGAUAUAAAUUUUUUCUCUGUU
Molecule: messenger RNA, 1860 nt
Organism: Magallana angulata
Lineage: Eukaryota; Metazoa; Mollusca; Bivalvia; Ostreida; Ostreidae
Product: serine/threonine-protein kinase RIO2-like
Exons: 10
Coding region: 48-1607 (519 amino acids)
Biological process (GO): protein phosphorylation; maturation of SSU-rRNA
Cellular component (GO): cytosol; nucleus; preribosome, small subunit precursor
Molecular function (GO): protein serine/threonine kinase activity; ATP binding
Source: RefSeq, a predicted model, not a curated record